This is a messenger RNA of Pecten maximus, 2255 nucleotides long. Its product is annotated as probable G-protein coupled receptor No18. Gene Ontology annotation, molecular function: G protein-coupled receptor activity. Gene Ontology annotation, cellular component: membrane. Gene Ontology annotation, biological process: G protein-coupled receptor signaling pathway. The record is from RefSeq and is a predicted model, not a curated record. The transcript has a single exon. The coding region runs from base 1 to 1422 and encodes 473 amino acids. NCBI's taxonomy places the organism in Eukaryota, Metazoa, Mollusca, Bivalvia, Pectinida, Pectinidae.
AUGGCUAACGGGUGCUCUAUAAACACUACCGAUUUAGAGUUUCUCCCAGCCGACACGAAUUCGUCUCUGCUUCAAGUAUCGCGAUGGAUGAACUUUUGCCGAACGGUAUACGUUGAAAAGUGCGACUUGUACUCAAUGAAUCCUCCUCCAAGAGAUAUUCCGGCAAUGUUUAUGAACGCCUCGUAUGAUGACUGUUUUAACACCCGAACUCUUGUCGUCUACUGCAUAUCCAUCGUCCUGAGUUCGGCAAUUAUCUGCACAAACUCCGCCAUUCUAAUAGUUUUCAUGCGUUAUAGAAGUUUAAGAACUUGCUCAAACGUUCCAAUCAUGAGUCUAGCAAUAUCGGAUUUCCUUACCGGCGUAGCAUUUACAUACUCCUCAAUUUGGAAUUUGGUGUUACUUACUACCGGCUACUCAUUCGACAUUCAAAAGACGAUAGCGUACGUACGUAUGCGCACUAAUUACUUCCUGUGUUUAACCCUGGACGGGACAGGGUUGCUUUUCACCUGUUUGAUGUCGUCGGUUUUGACACUGGGCGUGAUUGCGAUAGAGCGACAUAUUGGGGUGUUUUAUCCCUUCAAGUACACAGAAUGGAUCACUACUCGGCGAAUGAUUAGAGUCAUCAUCGCAGUUUGGGCUGUGUCGCUCAUCGUUGGCGUCUUGCCAUUGUGUGGCUGGAACAAGUGGGCCGACAAAUGUCAGCUAACGGAGGUGUUGGACUAUUCGUAUAUCGUUAUGUGGACGUCCAUUUGUUUCAUGAGUGGUAUCCUCAUGUUGUACAUCUAUUUGAGAAUAUUCAUUCUCUCCCAGAAGCACAGUCGCCAAAUUGCAGCCGUACAAAUAUCCUCUUGUUCUGUUACUGGACCGAGUACGUUAGUUAAUGAUAUGGCUUCAUCGGCAGCAAGAGAAUCAUUGUCUGAUGAGCAACACGCUCCAAAGACAACUAACGAUGAAGAAGUUGAAAGCCCAAAAGCAUCAGAGACUGAUGUCGAAACAGGGAACAUACUUAUAUCGAUUCAGGGAUUAAAGAAGACCAUGUUUAUCAUCCCGUCAAAAGAAGAAAAUCCUGAACAGACCACAGAUCAACGUAUAGAAGACCCUGCACUGCAACCUACAUCCCCGACGUCACAGGAAUUACCAAAUCCCUCUGUAGUACCCGAAAGACGGCCCAGUAUUCGUCAUAAACCCAGCAGGCGCGCGCUAGUGACCACGACGGUCAUCCUUGGCGCGUUCUAUUUGUGCUGGUCUCCACUGUUGGUGUUUCUUGUCGCCUUCGAUAAGGUUACGGUAACAAUGAACCUGACUGUUUACUACCUUGCCGUGGUCACACAAUUAAACUCGAUAUUCAACCCCGUUUUGUAUGGUAUCAGGAAUCCCGAUAUCAGAGAGGCGCUCCUGAAAUUGUUCCACUGUCGAAACUGAAACGGUGUAUGUACAAGUAAAGACUCUUCAUAAGAGCCAAAUUUAUACCAGCCCACUGUAGAAAGGUUUGCACAAAGACACACAAGUGAAAAAUGUAACUUGGACAGGGAAUAAGUGAUAAUCACAUGUAUGGUGAGAUAUGUGAACCUACAUCACGUUUGUCGUUGGAGGUUUGUCAGUGAGGCUAGAGGUCAAAGGUGUGGAAAUCCAGACGGCAAGUCCGCAAAAUCAAAACGGGCUUACAGGUAUAUUACCAUAUUGCCGAAGAGGUGCACUUCAUCCCUAAUUAAAACGAUUCAGCAAAUUGAUAUCGGGUCAUUUUAAAAGAUCAUGAAUUAAGUGUAUACAGUGUACAUUAUCAAUCGGUGCUACUAGUUAUAAGAACGUGGCAUUACCUACAACCGCGUCUUCGUGUCAGCUUAACGUUUCCGGUCCACAGCUAAACAAAACUUUAUUUUCGCAGUUUGUAAAGCCAGUGAUCUUGGGAGUGAAGAAAUCGGUCGGAACCUCUAAAUUAAAAGUUGUACAUGUAAAUACAGAUGAACUCAUGAGAAUAUUAUUAUUUAGUAAGGAAUUAAUCAGUGAAAAUGGUAUCAACUGUUUGACGGCCGAAACUGUUUUUGUGUAUGCACUCACUCAAACCCUUCUCGUCUUGGUUGUACAUGUAUCAUAAGAUGAAACAUCUAAAAUCCUAAGGUAAAAACAUCAGUAACUUAAAUCAAAUCCUGUCUUCAUGGUGUGUAUAUUUGCUUGACAACACGAAGAUUUAGGGAUAGUACAGUAGUGAAUAUAAUUAUAUAGCAUGUGACCAGUCGAAGCCUGGUGAAAUUCCU